UUUUCAUUUGGCAACACUGACCACAUCGAUAAGAGUGCGAAGUGCAAUAAUGCCUACUGCGAGUGUGCGAGUUCUUGCUGUGGAUUCUAGAUGAGUGGUAUUGUGAUUUAUACGAAUCAGAAAUCCGAAUUCUUGAUAUGGGUGUUUCGUUGUUGCAUAAAGAAUAUGAGAAUGGUUUAAGAUCUAGCAAUAACUUGAAUGUGAGUGUGUGUCAUUUAUUAUCGUAAUUCGUUUAGCUCGAUUAUCUACAGGCAAUAGAUCCAAGUAAGAAUAAGAACAACAAGAAAUCUUAGGAUAAGUGGCACGAAACAACAAUUAUCUUCUGUGAAACCAACAUAUAGAAUGCGAAUGUUUGUCUGGCUAGUCAUUUAAAUAUUGAGUUUCCAUAAGUGGAAGAGUACUUGCACGAUGUCAAAUUCCAAGAAAAGUCCAGAUAAUCAGAAAGAGGUUACAGUUCUCAAAGACCUGCAAGCGGCGGUAAACAAGAAGAAAAAUACAUUGGCGCGGCCCAAGUGUAAGCUGGACUUGCACGGCUGUUUAAAUCUCCAGGAUAUUUUACUGAUGUUCGAUAGUCCUGUAAACCAGGAACGAGCCUGGGCAUUAUGCUACCAUAUAGCUAAUAAUUUAUCACGCCUAACUGAUAAUAAGUUUUAUGAAAUAUCCGAAUUCUCGCAAAUUAUACUUCACAAAGACGGAGAUAUUUUGCUUGAAAACUUAACAGGUUCUAAGCACUCUCUUGUUUCGGAAGAGAAGGCGAUAUUCUCAUUGGGCAUGAUCAUUUUUAAAGCCUUGGACUUUGGUUCUAAUGCUGGAGAGGAAAUAGCUUUGUCACCAGACUUAGAAGCUCUCAUUACAUUGAUGACAAACUGUAAUCGAGCUUGCGUAGGUGACGUAGAAGACCGUCUACAAGAAACUGACGAUGAAGGUAUCGAGAGGGACUCUGGUGAUACCGAUGCGGAGGAUUAUAUGAUGCCGAAAACUAGCAAAUCCUACACGGAUAGACCGUCAUGUACUUUGAAGACUGUUCUCCAAAUAUGUGAAAGGCACGUGCAAAGUUUGCAUGAAGAAGAUGCCGACUGUUAUUAUCGAAGUAUGAUACAAGCAUUUGUAGAAGAAGCUCUUGAUCUCUCUCAAUUUUUAGAGAAAGUCGUUGACGACAAACAAUCACAAGAUUUUUUUAGUCCAAAUAAUGCCGAUCGUACCUCGACUUCACUGCAGACCAUUAAUGCGUUGGAUUUCAAUGAUUGGACGGACGUUAGAAUUUGGAGAGCUAUACAAGCUAGGUUUUGGGUUCAAGUUAUUAACGAGUUGAGGCGAGGAGUGAAAUUGAAGAAAGUAGAAGCUAAUUUGGGCUCUCGCGUGUCCUCGCGCAGAGAAGGAAAUCUUUCCGACUACAAGAUGACACCAUAUGAAAGUUUGAUGGAUGAUAUCAGGGAAAGACGGUACCACCUGAGGAAAACACCACCUACGCCAUUGAGGAAGGAUGCACAUGCUAUUAUUCUUGAAUUUAUUCGAAGUCGACCACCUCUAAAAAAGGCUUCAGAAAGACGAUUACGACCUUUACAAAAGGAAAGUACCUUGAGAGAAUUACUUAUGGAAAGUAUAAAAAAGCCUCCAAAGCCUUUAAGAUCUUCCAGUUCAAGACAAAAUGCUUCCGAAAUUGAGAAAACAUCAAUUUGCAACGUAAACAGAGAGUCUCGCAUGAUAGUUCUCGGGGAAGUACCACCUUCGCAACCAGAACAAGAGCAGGAGUCUGCACAGGAUGUUGCGGCUCAAUGGUUACAAUCGGAGGAUCAGAGGGCUUUGGCAACUAGCGACGACAUCCUGGCAGCAGCAAACCGUAGAAGACAAAAUGUACCGCCGGUACCGCAACCACGGCAAAGGAUUGCCAAGGAGAGACCCAACAUCAGGGUCUUACCUCCUAAUAGGAAUCGUAAGUCGCGUAGAAGGCGUAUUACGGUCACAGAUAUGACACAGAAGGGAGAGGAUACCAAUGAAUACGAAUCAUUGCCAAAACCAUCUGGGAGAAAUUUGGAUGUUAGUAGGCGGACCAAAAAAGUGAUACCUGUCGACAUUGAUUUGAAGUUGGAUGCAGAAGAUGAUGAUGAUGACGAUGAUGUUGAUGUUGAUGAUGAUUACAACGAGGAAAAUUUUGCGGAGACAAGAUUUGAGGAAGAAGAUGAGGCCUGUAAUUAUUGGCAACUUAAAGAUUACAAUUUUGGUACUUGGAAAGGUGUACGAAACGGGCAUAAAGCUCAAGAAUACAGGGAUGAUGACGAGAGAUCUGCAAAUCCUUGGCGAAAAACUGGCGGACUUCGUCUAACUAGGAACGAAUAUCAUCGAUUCUGUGAUGCUCAAUUAGAAUCUUAUGAUCUGGCGACGCAAUGUCUUUCCCGAAGGGCGUCCGCGAGGAGACACGCCGCAAAAUGCUCUAUACCGUUAAUGUCGCUCAUGGGAACGACGUCUCUGCCACAUUCAAGGCCGCAGAGUCGGCAGCAUGUUGGCCUUGCGGACUCAACGUUGAAUCAAGAUCCAAGUCCUAACAUUAGCUUGAAUCCCAGCCCGAAUUAUAGUCCGCAACCACGUACGCCGAGACAACCGCGACGAGCAAAUACAAUUUCACAUGAGAGUAAGAACGACAAAGCCCAGGGCGAUGAAUGGGAGAACGAUAUUGACAAGAAGGCGACGUUUGGAGACAUGCUGUUGGACGAGAGGCUAUCGUUAACAUUAGACGAGAUUGUGCACAUUCGUAGCGUGCUUACAAAAGCCGAAUUAGAGUCUCUUCCCGUUGAAGGGCGCGUAAAAGAGGACGUGGAGAAAAGACGCGUUUGUUUUCUUUGCCUGAAAACGCGCUUUGGUCUACUGGGUCCUUGGGGACAACGUUGUCGCCUAUGCAAGAGAACCGUCUGCGUGAAAUGUUACUCGAAAAUGCGAAUACCAACGGAGCAAUUUGCACGAGUGCCAGUCGUUCUACUUUCCCCCGGAUUGUUACUUUCACCCACAGAAACGGAAAACGAUGGCAAGAAUUCUUGGCUAAAAAAUACAAGUUCAGUCGGCUCGGCACCAGCUUCCCCCGCGUCUAGACGAAAAGAUUCUGCGUUGCGCAGCGGCACGCCUGCCUCGACGCCGACGAUGACACCUGUUUCUGCGCUGACACCUUCGUCGACGCCUUCUCACGCACGUCGAGAGAUGGAAGUUCAAGGAUUAGAAAAACGAUGUUACAAAGGCAGCGGUAGUCCUGCCGCUCUCUCAACCACGAAAACGUUCUCCUCUUCAAGUGGAUCGAGUGCGGAGCAGCGUAUGGCAGCGGAACGAUUACGUAGUGUUGCCGUUGUCGUUUGCCACGACUGUCGCAUCAUGGUCAUCCAGAUAAUCAAGAGCUCAAGAACAACGCGUGCAACAAUACGCAACAAUGUUAUUUCCCGCCUCACUCUGAACCUUUCUCCUGCCUAUAUUUAAUUCCCUUUUCUUAAACGUUCAUCAUCACCAAUGCUGCUGCAUCAUUUUUCGUCAUUGUUUCUCCAGUUUCAUCGGAAUUUUGAGUUUUAUUGUACGCAUAUUAUAUAAUGGGAACAAUAGGUACAAAUAUUCGACACAAUUCGAAAACGAAUAAUGAAAAAGAAUUCACGCAAAAAGCACAUUUGUUUUUUCAUAAUACGAGUUGCUGCAUUAGUUUUUGUUUUGAGAUAGUGAUAGAAUAAGAAUUGUCUAAUUAUAAAGACGUGUCUAUUAGCGAAUUUGACUAAUACAGUUCAAUUCGCUAUACAAUAUGAAUUCUUUAAGAAAACUGAGAGGAUAAAAUUGCUCGAAGAUCUUUGACAAUUUUGUAACAAAUUGAAUAAUUUAACGAAAGUAACAUUUUGAGGGAUAUAUAUAAAUAUAAAUAUAUAUAUAUAUAUAUAUAUAUAUAUAUAUAUAGUAUGUAUAUAAAUAUAUAUAUAUAUAUAUAUAAAUAUAUAUAUAUA
Solenopsis invicta (red fire ant) is the source of this 3965-nucleotide messenger RNA. It is a transcript of the gene spir, whose product is annotated as protein spire. The transcript has 17 exons. Lineage: Eukaryota; Metazoa; Arthropoda; Insecta; Hymenoptera; Formicidae. Gene Ontology annotation, molecular function: actin binding. The record is from RefSeq and is a predicted model, not a curated record. Gene Ontology annotation, biological process: polar body extrusion after meiotic divisions; cleavage furrow formation; intracellular transport. The coding region runs from base 409 to 3459 and encodes 1016 amino acids. Gene Ontology annotation, cellular component: cell cortex; cytoplasmic vesicle membrane.